Aspergillus novofumigatus IBT 16806 is the source of this 774-nucleotide messenger RNA. RefSeq lists its product as uncharacterized. The record is from RefSeq and is a predicted model, not a curated record. The coding region runs from base 145 to 396 and encodes 83 amino acids. Lineage: Eukaryota; Fungi; Ascomycota; Eurotiomycetes; Eurotiales; Aspergillaceae. The transcript is spliced from 4 exons.
CCAUCACACGCCAAAUCCGGCUACUACUUUCACUCUGUGCUCUACGCUCAGAGCUUAUGGGUGCCUGAUGGAUUCCGCUGACGCCUACGAUCACAUGAGACUAUCUUCUAUAAGCUUUGAAAAAUAACUAUCAGCAGUCCACAAAUGGUUUUCAAGCUUUUUUGGCUCCGAACCCUGGAGGUUUGGUUAACUGCACGGCUGCUGGCCAGCCCGACAUUUCACAGGAUGGUCGGAAGAGUCCACCAAAAGGUUCAACACCUCAGGCACGGUGUACCUCCCGAGGAAAUGGGAGGUACCAAGCUUGAAAAGAAUGGUCCCGGCCUCAAACAGCUUUUCCAAUACUUCAAAGAAGAAAUCAAAGAUCAGCUCAAGGGCAAGCCGCCGAAUAAACUAUGAACCCGACUUUACCAGAUUCUAGAUAUCUCACGUCACGAGUCGAUGUACGAUAUUGUUUUGUGAUGACCUACAAUGAUACCCAUCCAUCGCUUUCUCUGCUUUGGCUUCCCCCGCCUCAUUCGCGAUAAACUGUCUAUACCGUUGAGCUUUGGCUAGACCGGAUAAAGAUUGGGCUGCAGAUUUCCUCGCGCCGUGAGCUGCAACCCUCAUUCCAUCCGAAGAAGAAGGUCUUGCUUCAUUCCGCUUUGCCCAGCCGAUUUAUAUGGACUGUUUGGCUAGGCUUUGAAGUUCGAAGCAUAUAUACAUGGAUAGUACUACUCAUGUUGAUUUCUUCAACGUGUAGCUUAGUGUUGACGACAAAUGAAACGAACCCAUUUC